AUGACGCUAACCAUUCUCUCGCAGUCUGCCCAAAACUCGCAGGGUAUCCAAACCCUCCUCGACGCCGAGCGCGAAGCCUCCAAAAUCGUCCAAAAAGCACGUGAGUACCGCACCAAGCGUGUGCGCGAAGCCCGCGACGAGGCCAAGAAAGAAAUCGACACCUACCGCUCCGAAAAGGAGUCCGAGUUCAAGAAGUUCGAGUCGGAACACACGGCAGGCAACAAGGCGGCCGAGGACGAGGCCAACGGCGAGGCCGACGCCAAGAUUGUCGAGAUCAAAUCGGCCGGCAAGAAGAGUCAAGAUAAAGUCGUCUCGGAACUGCUCAAGGCCGUGUGGGAGGUGCACGCUGUGGCGCCGUCUGCGGCGUAG
Messenger RNA from Pseudomassariella vexata, 369 nucleotides. RefSeq names its product V-type ATPase. Gene Ontology annotation, cellular component: vacuolar proton-transporting V-type ATPase complex. The record is from RefSeq and is a predicted model, not a curated record. Bases 1 to 369 code for a protein of 122 amino acids. The transcript is spliced from 2 exons. Gene Ontology annotation, biological process: proton transmembrane transport. Lineage: Eukaryota; Fungi; Ascomycota; Sordariomycetes; Amphisphaeriales; Pseudomassariaceae. Gene Ontology annotation, molecular function: proton-transporting ATPase activity, rotational mechanism.